This is a messenger RNA of Encephalitozoon hellem ATCC 50504, 219 nucleotides long. RefSeq lists its product as uncharacterized. NCBI's taxonomy places the organism in Eukaryota, Fungi, Microsporidia, Unikaryonidae. The transcript has a single exon. The coding region runs from base 1 to 219 and encodes 72 amino acids. The record is from RefSeq and is a predicted model, not a curated record.
AUGAAAGGAAUACAGAGCCUGAUACUCAUCAUGUUUUUGAUCUUUGGCCUUGUCCAUGCAGCAGAUAAUGAAAAAAAUGAUAAGGAUGCCAAGAAAGAGGAUAAGGAAGGCAAUGGUAAAGAUGAUAACAAGAACAGUAACAGCGAAAGCUCAGCUCGAGGACUUGGAACAAGUCUUCUCGGACUUGCAGCCAUUCUUGCCAUUUGCUUGGCUAAAUAA